This is a messenger RNA of Haplochromis burtoni (Burton's mouthbrooder), 675 nucleotides long. RefSeq names its product lymphocyte antigen 6D. NCBI's taxonomy places the organism in Eukaryota, Metazoa, Chordata, Actinopteri, Cichliformes, Cichlidae. The record is from RefSeq and is a predicted model, not a curated record. The coding region runs from base 320 to 586 and encodes 88 amino acids. The transcript has 3 exons.
UUUCCCUCUGACUCACGAUUCUCUCAACAUUGAAACGGUGGCUUUGCUCGGAGUUUAACCACACACUUCAUCAUCGUGUUCAUAAAUAAGUGUUUUUAUUACACAGAGAAAACUCAGGAAACAAGAAGCAUCUUAGAAAGUGUCAAUAUCAGCUGAUGUCGACACCAACCUGCUCCCGGGGUUUCACAGUUAAUGCUAAACUGGAUUUGUGGCUUUUCCCAGAUUAGGCAAAAAGCAGAAAUAAAAAGCCCGACCGACAGACGGGAUCAUUGUCCAGGUGGGAAGUGUUUGUGGUUGAGUUUCCUGUUCCCGCAGAAACAUGAAGACUGUGAUGCUCGCUGUGCUGCUGCUGCUGGCCGUCAGUCAGAGUGAAGCCUUGGAGUGUCACUGUGGAGGCCAGAAGUUCUGUUCACGUCCUGUGGAGACGUGCUCCAGCUCCAACGAUGUCUGCUCUACUCUCGUCAUCACUUCUGGGCCGGUGGUAACGCACACAAAGGGCUGCUUGAAGUCGCUGGCCUGCAGGAUCCUGAAUCGUCCGCCCGUGAUGACUGCCAGCUGUUGCAGUUCUGAUCUGUGCAACAGAUAAACCGCUGCCACGCGGGACGUCGCCCGAUUGGUCGACGCUCUGCUGCCGUGUGUUGUGUACUCUAGAGCAAUAAAGAUCAGCUGACUGUA